AUGCUGCGCCUUUCACCGCGCCCUCUUCACCUCGCUAGAACCGGCGUCUCGACCCGCCCGCAACCACAACUCUUCCCCAGCCAGCUUCCGCGCCUCAUCCGAGCCCCACCACCUAGUCUGUACUGGACGGGUCCACCCGCCUCGUCUCUUCCAACAUCAUCCGCUUUCUCAACCCGGGCCGGACUGCUCACCACAAAGCCCCGGCGUUCCAAAUCAGAUGAGGAGAAAGGUGACGAGGUCUAUGAGAAACCUCCUUCUGUGAGCUUGGAAUCUCUGGGAAUCAGUCGGAAUGUAAAGGUGUUCGUGAUUAUCGUGCUGGGGAUCUUUGGUACGAUCGAGACGUGGUUUUGGUGUAAGGCGGCGUGGGUGUGGUGGAAGAAUCGAUUUGGGGAUGGCAGAGGGACUACAGAACGGAGAUAG
Molecule: messenger RNA, 420 nt
Organism: Penicillium lagena
Lineage: Eukaryota; Fungi; Ascomycota; Eurotiomycetes; Eurotiales; Aspergillaceae
Exons: 1
Coding region: 1-420 (139 amino acids)
Source: RefSeq, a predicted model, not a curated record